AUGGGGGCAUCGCUGACCAAGCAAGAGGGAAGCCUUUGCACCGCUGCGAGAGGUGGCAAGCUGGAUGUGAUCCAAUCCUGUCUCGACGACGGCGCCAACGUCAACUGCUUGGCCUUCGCGGGUUGCACGCCAUUGCACUUUGCUGCUUCUCAUGGCCAAUAUGGCGCCGCCGAUCUGUUGCUCACGAGGGGCGCUGCCAUCGCCGCCAAAAACGACGCUGGUGAAACACCCUUGUAUGUUGCUGCUCUGCGUGGUCACUUGGCCACCGUACGCCUGUUGCUCGAGAAGGGCGCUGCCACCGCCGCCAAAACCAAGCGUGGGGACACGCCAUUGCACGUUGCUGCUCGGUAUGGUUACUUGACCGUCGUACGCCUUUUGCUCGAGAAGGGCGCGGACGUCACAGCAAAAAACGGGAAUGACGAGACGCCACUCGAGCUUGCAAAAAGUAAGCUUCAUUUCCACGUCGCCCUGCUUCUCUCCUCCAAGGAAAACAACGAUGAGCCCUUGGCAGUGCUGCUACUUGUGGCCUCCUUGGCAAAGUAUGCAGGUUCCAAGUAUGGUCCGUACGUUGCAACUUUGCUACUCUAUGCGAUCGUGCUUGGGGUCGUGUACACGCUCUUCCUCGUGAUGCUUUGGACUCACUUCAACAAGCUCUUCCUCGUGAUGCUUUACGUCGUGUACCAGCUCUACAUUGUGACCACGUACCUGCUGGGAGCACUGUUGUACAAUUUAUACCUACUUCUACUCUGGACCCGAGCCGACCCCUUGCCGCCGCAAAGCCUUUUCUUGGCUGCAAGAGACGGUGACGUGGAUGCCGUGCGAUUCCGUCUGUACGAAGGCCACAGCGUCAACGCCAAGGGCGAGGUACGCGACCCUGCGGGCUCUUCGGGCACAAACAAGGGCACCAAGCUCACCGACUUUGGUGCUUCCCGCGUCGCCGAAGAAGACGAUCUCAUGACCAACGGCAUCGGCACGUACCAGUGGAUGGCACCAGAAGUCAUCUCGGGCACCAACUAUGGCGCGCUAGCCGACGUCUACUCGUUCGGUAUCAUGCUUUCUGAGUUUGCGACACACCAAGUGCCGUACGCCGACCUGCGCCACCCAGACUCGGGCAAGGCUCUCCCGCAGCACUACGUCUUGAACAACGUUCGUGAAAGCACGCUGCACCCGACGUUCGACGGCGAAGGCGUGCCGGCAUGGGUCAAGGACAUUGGUUUGCAGUGUCUCUCGCUGUACGAAGAGGACCGUCCGACGGCGCUGCAGACGGCGAGACUGCACUACACGUCGCUGCGGCUCACGGCCGUGAAGACGCGGUCCAGUACUUAAAGGUAAUAGCCUAACUGGUCGCGAUCCCGUUCUUCUGGGUGCUCUGCGACCGUGGUUUGGCCGUGCUACAGCCCUCGCAACCAACUCUUGCUACGCUCGACCGAGUGCACAAACAUAGCUUAGCUCACAACAUACAUACCUUUUGGCCUUUUGGCCCUUAGCGCAAAUUUGGUCGUCAGAUAACUUACCACCGCCAACGACUUGUCGGCAGUGGUGUCCAAUGAGGUCCCAAGCAGC
This is a messenger RNA of Saprolegnia diclina VS20, 1563 nucleotides long. RefSeq names its product serine/threonine protein kinase. The coding region runs from base 1 to 1326 and encodes 441 amino acids. The transcript has 11 exons. The record is from RefSeq and is a predicted model, not a curated record. Gene Ontology annotation, biological process: protein phosphorylation. Gene Ontology annotation, molecular function: protein binding; protein kinase activity; ATP binding. NCBI's taxonomy places the organism in Eukaryota, Oomycota, Saprolegniomycetes, Saprolegniales, Saprolegniaceae.